Messenger RNA from Rosa chinensis, 1180 nucleotides. RefSeq names its product peroxidase P7. The transcript is spliced from 3 exons. The record is from RefSeq and is a predicted model, not a curated record. Gene Ontology annotation, molecular function: peroxidase activity; heme binding. Gene Ontology annotation, biological process: response to oxidative stress; hydrogen peroxide catabolic process. NCBI's taxonomy places the organism in Eukaryota, Viridiplantae, Streptophyta, Magnoliopsida, Rosales, Rosaceae. Bases 44 to 1006 code for a protein of 320 amino acids.
GGAUGUUCAAUACUCAUUCACCAGCAAUACAAAAGAACUUGCCAUGGCUUCUCUUCGAUCUUUCCUAGUCUGUAUUAUAGUUUUAGCUGCCAUUGUUAUAACACCAUCGUCUGCACAACUAAGUGCUGGCUUCUACAACAAAGUGUGUCCUCAGGCACUUCCAGCCAUCAGAAAAAUUGUCCGUCAAGCUGUCAGAAAUGAACCGCGUAUGGGAGCUUCUCUACUGCGUUUGCACUUCCACGAUUGCUUUGUUAACGGUUGCGAUGGAUCAGUUCUGCUAGAUGACACUUCGACAUUCACUGGUGAGAAGACAGCCAGACCAAAUGCCGGCUCAAUCAGAGGAUUCCAGGUGAUUGACCAGAUCAAAGCAGCUGUCGACAAAGCUUGUAAGGGUAGUGUUGUCUCAUGCGCUGAUAUAUUAGCCGUUGCAGCUCGUGAUUCUGUAUACCUUCUAGGAGGUCCUGAGUACAAUGUCCAACUGGGCAGAAGAGAUGCAACAACAGCAAGCACAAAUGAUGCGAACACGAACCUGCCUCCCCCAUUUUUCAGCUUCUCACAGCUUCUAUCUAACUUCCAAUCUCAUGGUCUUGACCUCAAAGACUUAGUACUCCUCUCAGCUGCUCACACCAUUGGACUUGCUCGCUGCACUACCUUCAGAGCUAGAAUUUACAAUGACACCAACAUAAACGCCAAAUUUGCAGCUUCUGCUAAACGAAGCUGCCCGUCAAAUGGUGGAGAUAACAACUUACAGCCACUCGAUGCAACCACAAAGAAAUUUGAUACAGUGUAUUUUAGUUCCUUGUUGAAAUCAAAGGGUCUCCUUCACUCUGAUCAAGAGUUGUUCAAGGGCGAUGGGAGUGACAGUGAUAAGCUGGUGCAACACUACAGCGUGAGCCCAUCUGAUUUUUGGAAGGACUUUUCUGCUUCAAUGAUCAAGAUGGGUAAUAUAAAGCCUCUUACUGGAAAUGCUGGUGAAGUGAGACUCAACUGUAGGAAGAUUAAUUGAUAACAAAAACAUAUCCUCAGACAACAAACUAUUUUGAGUAUUCUAUCAUCUUGGUGUUCAUGAUUGUGUAAUCUUGUUAUGUACCCAAAAGGCAAACUAUCUUGAUUCUAGUUCAAUAAUAAAAUUGUAAAAGCUCUCUUUGAAAUUCCAAGUACACUGUGAAUGUGAAUACCA